Molecule: messenger RNA, 2274 nt
Organism: Brassica napus (rape)
Lineage: Eukaryota; Viridiplantae; Streptophyta; Magnoliopsida; Brassicales; Brassicaceae
Exons: 3
Coding region: 414-1979 (521 amino acids)
Source: RefSeq, a predicted model, not a curated record
GCCCCUCUGCAUUGCAAAAAAAAACUCUCUUCGCUUGGUCAUAUAGUCAGAGCGCCCCGUACACGGCAUACACACACACACACACACAAAAAUUACGUUCCUUUUUUUUCUUUCCCAUCGUCUCCAUUGGGUGCUAGUCAGACUCAGACCUUAACGUGACUCUUCUUUCUCUCUAGAAACCCAGAAAUCAUUUUUGCUUCUAAGCUUUAUUUUUUAUUUCAUUAACUUUGAAGACACCGAAGAAAAAAACAUCGCAACAAUCCAGAGAAUUGGCCAAGAGGGUUGCUUCUGUUUCUCUUCCUGUAGGAGAAUUUCUACGAUCCAAUCCCUUUUCUUUUACUCAGAUACUUCAGAUUCAUGUAAGACUUGAAGUUUGGUGUGCUCCUUUGAUUUAUAAAGUAAGAGAGCUAACAAUGGGGAGUGUUACUCCUCCUGGUGUUCACAAGGAUGAUCUUGAGCUUGAAGAUGAGAAUCUGCCUGGGGGAAAUGGUUUAUUAAGGUCAGGGAGCUUGCUGAGUCACAAAAGAGAGCAAUGUAGUUUAGUUUCAAACAGUGGAAAGUGGCUACAGAUCGUUAAAAACGGUCCCAGAGGGUCGAUAUCUCGCGCUACUAGCUUCUUACUCGAUAACAAGAUCCCAAGGCAUUUGGUGUCAUUGGACGAGAAGUAUCUCCGUCGCUGCCUCGACCUGAUUAACAUCACUGCCUUUAACUCAGCUAGUCACAGCCUUUCCAUGAAUCUUGUUGGACCAAAUAUGAGUUUUGAUUCAGCUGUGAUGAUGAUCCCCAAAGAAGAUGUGGCUCGUCUUGUGUUUGAUCUUCCUUUGGUGGAUGAUUCAGGCAAUGUGGUGAUUAGUCCUGCGAUCACAGGUUGCAAGAGGGUUACGCAUAUGGUUGUUGAUAAACCUUUGUUAUGUGAUGAUGGUGAUGUUGUCUCUUUAUCAAGCACAAACUCAAGGAGUUCUUCUUCUUCUUCAUGUUGGUCUCCGUCUUCAACGGUUUCUCAAGGAACACUUCAGUUCACCAUGAAAGACAACAAGACUCCUCAUUUUGUUUUCUCUUUGGAUGGUCAGAAAGAGAUCUAUGUAGCUAGCUUAACCACUAGUAGUCCUGGACCGGGUUUUGACCGGAGUUCGAAAGACUAUUCUUAUCUAAUCCAUUUGAAGAAAGGCCACAGGUCUGAAUUGGUUGGUAAACUAAAGGUAUCAACAUUGUUCUCUGUCUCAUCCACUAAUGAAAAGGUCGUUGAGAGACAGUUUGUUCUAUUCAGUACUGGUGUGAACCCACAGUUACCAAGCCUUAUCAAGAAAAGCAGAGGAUUGUCUAAGAAAGUCGUUGAUGCGGUUAAAAGCACCACACGAGCAGCUUCUUUAAGGCAAAGAAGGAGUAUCUCAAGAUUCAGUAGAACAAGCUCAGUAGCGGAUUCUUGUUCUUGGGAGCCGUUUCAUGAACCAGCCGUGAGUUUACUAGAUGACAACCUUCCACCAAAUCUUGAAACCUCAGCUGUUGUUGUGAGGGAACAGUAUGAUGAGGAAGAGAAAGGUGGAGUUGGAGGGGGAUGGGGCAUGAAGUUUCUCAAGAAAGCUCCAUUGGCUCGAACCAAGCAUUCAACGAGCAUAGAUGUUGUGAUUCCUUCAGGGAUUCACGGAGGGCCGAGAAGCAGAAACGGUGGUGGUCCUUCGAGCUUGGUUGAGAGAUGGAAGUCUGGAGGAAGCUGUGAUUGCGCUGGAUGGGACCUUGGUUGUCCCUUGACCGUCUUUAAAGGCCAAAGUGAAGGUCAAUGCAAUCUAUUUGAGCUCUUCUCAGAGGGAUCAAAGCAGGGGAUUCCUCCUGGAGUGAGGAUCAUGAGUGUAAGAGACGGCCUUUACUACGUCCAGUUUCAAGCAAAGCUAUCUGUUUUGCAAUCUUUUUCAAUAGCUUUGGCAUACAUUCAUAGCCAGAGCCAGAGACUCAGGCCAUGGUUGUCAGGGAAGCGUGUAUAGAGAAGCUUAACUAGCUAAAGAGAGAGGAUUGCACAGAGUAAAGAUAGGCAAAAACUCAGCCUUGGUAAUUUUGGCAGGUUCUUGAGUUGCAUAAUAUGUUUUAUACUUUUAUUCAUAUGUUUUUAGUUUAUUCGUUUUCUAUAUUUGAUAUUUUUUUUAAAUAGAAAAUACUUCUUUACUUGAAAUCACAUGCAUGUUUGGUAUUGUUUGAUGUGUUUUUGUUUUGCACAAGGGUGGUGUGAAAUGUAAAUGCUGACUUUCGAUUUUGAUAUUUAUGGUAUUCUGGUUUUAUAUA